GGCGCCGGCCGCCGCCGGACCGGCGUGAGGCCGCCUCGUUCCGCGGCCGCCCGCGUGGCGUGCUCACAUUCCAGCAGAUCAAGGAGGAGCGCGAGCGGCAGCGGCGCCGCGAGCAGGAGCGCGAGGAGCGCGAGGCCGAGCGGCGUCGGCGUGAGGAGAUCGCGCGCGCCCGCGAGCAGGAUCGCCGCAACCGAGACGAGGCGUUGAAGCUGGAGAGGGAGCGCGAGCGGUUGCGGCUGGAGCGCGAGCGGAUCGAGCGCGACAAGGCCGAACUGCUGCGGCUCGAGCGCGAGCGGCAGCGCGCCGAGCGCGAGAAGCUGGAGCGCGAGCGCGAGGAGCUGCGCCGCGCCGCCAUGCGCAUCCAGGACGCCAAGCGCAGCAUCAAGCGGCCGGCCGAGGAGCCGGCGUACCCGGAGCGCAAGCGCGCGGCGCCGGCCGUGGCGCCGGCCAGCGCCGUGCGCACCAGCAGCUCGCACUACGACGACCGGCGGUACCCGGCGUCGAGCCGCGACUCGGUGCGCAGCGCGGCCAGCAGCAGCGGGCGCGACUACGGCCGCGGCGAGGACCGGCGCGUCAGCGAGCGCUCCGAGCGGUACGAGGCGGCGCCGCGGCGCGAUGAAUACCGGCGCGAGUACCGCGAGCCCGGCCGCUCCUCCCGCGACGUGUACGACUCAAAAGGCGGCGGGUCCGGUCGACAAUACACGGACCGCUCAGGCGGCACCUGGCACAGUGGCGGCUCCUCGCGGCCCUUGGGAAACGGACAGGCGGCCCCUCAGAGAGACCAUCAGGCUUGGGGGGCCGCUAUGGACCGCAAAACGGACUCGAGCCAGCAGUGGGGGCGCGGCGGCGCUUCUAGCGAGUCGUCCUCAAGGUGGGGCAGCAGCGGCGUGAUGCGCCAGCCGGCCGUCAGCAGCCUACCGGCGGGCGGCCUCAGCGGCUUCCUCAGUCCCGCCGCGCUCGGCGUCGGCGGCCUCAUGAGCCCCGGCGUAUUCGGCUCCGUGCCGCCCGAGCGCUUCGACGCCUACAAGAUGCACAGCAGUCUGCCUCGCCGCUACUGAGCGCCGCCGCAUUAGAGGAGCCCACGCCAGCCGUGGCGACGGCGGCACGGCCGGCGGAGGGCGUCCCUAACGGGCGACCGGCGGCACGUCUGUAACAUUUCAUUGUCGGCCGCGCGUGCGGCACAUCGCCAGGAGCCGUGUAGUACUAUCCCGCCGAGCCCUGGCGACCGGCGCCGGGCAGUGUGAGUGGGACGUGCACCGGCCCUGGGACGUCAGUGCAAGGUGUAGUCCGGCUGGCGGCAGCGCGCAAGCUCGGCUCCUCCGUUGGGAGAGUGGUUUAAGCCGUGGACCCUGUCUGUGUGCUCCUGGGAUGUCAGUGUGUGUUGUUCGUUACGGCGCGAGAUCAUAAUCGCUUCAAUACACGUUUUGGAUCCACUCGAUGCCAGCACGCAGUAUCAGUGAGAUGAGCUUCGGCCGGACCCAACCCCGGCACGGCAUGUAAUGAGGCUCGAAUUCGGCGGAUAUGCGGCAUAGGUGAAAGGGUGAAUAAACUGCGUCAUAUAUCGAACAUUUGGACACACAGAUGUCCUGCUCAGAAGCGCGUGUGAACCUGCUAUGAGUGUUAUCCUCGGUCUCGCUAAGGUAUCUUCGCUCUCGUCCAGGUGGGGCGGACAUCCCCGGUAUCGAAGUUGAAUUCGAAAUAAAAGGAAUAGAUUAGUCA
This is a messenger RNA of Pollicipes pollicipes, 1719 nucleotides long. RefSeq names its product bcl-2-associated transcription factor 1. The transcript has 4 exons. The record is from RefSeq and is a predicted model, not a curated record. The coding region runs from base 354 to 1058 and encodes 234 amino acids. Lineage: Eukaryota; Metazoa; Arthropoda; Thecostraca; Pollicipedomorpha; Pollicipedidae.